AUGGCAAAUCGAAAAAAUACUUUAUUAUUAUUUGAUGUCGAUGGAACGUUAACAAAACCCAGACAAGUAAUAACAGAAGACCUAAAAGAAUUUCUUCUCAAAGAAGUUAAGCCGAGAGUGUCCUUAGGAGUCGUGAGCGGCUCCGAUUAUGAGAAAAUUUUGGAACAAAUGGGUGGCAAGGAUGUCACAGACCAGCUGGACUAUGUAUUUUGUGAAAAUGGAGUCAUGCAGUACAGGCAAGGAGUGCUGAAAAGUGAGCAAAGCAUCCUCAACUACAUAGGAGAAAAAACAUUACAGAAAGUUAUUAACUUUGCACUCGGUUACAUGUCCAAAUUAGAGUUACCAGCUAAGCGAGGCAAUUUUGUUGAGUUCCGCAGCAGUAUGAUCAACAUCUGUCCUGUGGGCCGCUCCUGUACUCUUGCUGAGAGAAAUGAGUUCUCUAAAUUUGAUACUGAACAUAAAAUAAGAGCAAAAUUUGUUGAAGCGUUACAAAAUGAGUUUAAAGACACAAAGUUAAAGUUUGCUCUGGGCGGACAAAUAUCUGUAGAUGUGUUUCCGCACGGCUGGGACAAGACAUAUGCUCUGGACCAUGUUGCAGAUGCUAAAUUUGAACAGAUACAUUUCUUUGGUGAUAAAACUAUGGUAGGAGGAAAUGACUAUGAAAUUUAUAAUGAUGAGAGAACUAUCGGACAUAAGGUGACUUCGGCUGAGGAUACCAAAGAACAAGUAAAAAAGUUCCUCAAUAUAGAAUAAAAAUUUAUUCAAUAAAUUGUAAAUAACAUGUUUUUAUAAAAAUAUAAUUAUCAUUGUUGAAAUGUU
Colias croceus (clouded yellow) is the source of this 819-nucleotide messenger RNA. RefSeq names its product phosphomannomutase (gene Pmm2). The record is from RefSeq and is a predicted model, not a curated record. Gene Ontology annotation, molecular function: phosphomannomutase activity. The transcript has a single exon. Gene Ontology annotation, cellular component: cytosol. NCBI's taxonomy places the organism in Eukaryota, Metazoa, Arthropoda, Insecta, Lepidoptera, Pieridae. Bases 1 to 753 code for a protein of 250 amino acids. Gene Ontology annotation, biological process: mannose metabolic process; GDP-mannose biosynthetic process; protein N-linked glycosylation.